AUGAACAUUCAUAUACAUUCAGGUUCGGGCAAUUUGUCCAGUCAGAUUGGUCACAAAGCUACAGCGUCGUUGGAGCUCAAUGGUUCGGCACAGGCUGACUUUGCUGUACCGCAGGCGAGAUUCCGGGUUUUUACCCGUUACAUCACGAGUAAUGAAUGGCCCCGAAUCGCUUGUGUUCUAUCGCUCACAUUUCUGCAGCAGUAUCGGCUGGUAAGAACAGAAAUUGUUGUCUAUGCAACUCUCACGGUCCUCUUUGUGAUGAACUUCGCUGGAUGUUUGACGCGUGAAGAAAUUCACGGCCUGGAACACUGUUGCGUGCAGCACGGGACACCUGACUUGGUCGAAGGCUCCGAAUUUCUGCACAAAUCUGUAGUAUAG
Molecule: messenger RNA, 378 nt
Organism: Opisthorchis viverrini
Lineage: Eukaryota; Metazoa; Platyhelminthes; Trematoda; Opisthorchiida; Opisthorchiidae
Exons: 3
Coding region: 1-378 (125 amino acids)
Source: RefSeq, a predicted model, not a curated record